GACACAGCGAGGGGAUCACGGCUGUGGGCGCGGGGGUCUCGGGCAGGAGGGACCCCACGGAGCCUCCUCUUCCCGGUGUCAGGAUCCCCCCAAGCCGCUACAGCCCAACCGGGAGUCCCACCGGGACCUCGGUACCUCCCCGGUUUCAGCCGCUCUACCGCCAGCCCCGGGGGCCCGGGAAGGUCCCCCCGGCCUUCUGAACCCCCCACAAGGCACGGGCGGCCCCUCGGAGCGCGGCCGAGCCCCCCUGACCUCCCCCGGCCCGGAGCGGCCCCGGGAGCCGCCAUCGCCACAUCGCCGGGACACGCCGGAAGUGCCGCAAGGGCGCCGCCAUUGGAUGGGGAACCCGGCGCCGUGACGUCACAAGAGGCGGCGGGGCGAGCCGUGACGUCACACAGGUGUCCCACCCGCGGCGCUGUGACGUCAGCGCGGUGUCCCUGCAGGACCCGUGCCACCACCGCCGGCUCCAGUGCAGCCACCAUGGCACAGGGGUGAGGCCAUGGGCGUCCUGCUCCCCUCGCUCGCCCUGCUGGUGGCCAGCACGGCCGUCCUGCUGGCCGCCUGCCUUUGGAAGGCGCGGAGGCGCCUCGGGAGCCGGGCCGGGGGCUCCCCCCUGGCCGAGGAGAGCCCUCGGCGGGGCCCCGCCGCCGCCGGGAGCCCCCGGUGCAUCCCCUGCGGCUGCGGCCCCGGCUGCGGCCCCUGCGUGGCAGCGGCCCGCCAGCUGCGGGACCUGGUGACGCCGCUGUGGCCCGGGGUGUCCUUCCCGCAGGACUCGGGGAUGUGGCGGCUGUGCUGGGAGGACCUGGAGCAGCUGCUGGAGCGAGGCCACCUGCCCUGCUGCGCCUCCUCCAGCUCCUCGGAGAGCCUCCAGCCCUCCCGGAGCCGGCAGACUCCGAAUGGAGCAGACCCCGGGGACGGAUCUGGCUGCUCCCUGGGAGCCGCGGGGAGCACCUGCCCAUCCCUGAGGAUGCACGUGGCCAGGAAGAACCUGGAAAUGAAGCUGAAGGCCCAGCCCGUGCCCGUGAGGCGCUCCCAGGAGCGGCUGGUGCAGCAGGGAGCAUCCCUGUCCCGUUCCUCCGAGAGCCUCAGUGGGAGCUGCCGCGCUCCGGACGGCGACGCCGCUGCGGACGGCUCCGCGUGCUCUUCGGGAUCUGCGGGCAUCGGCAGCACCCGCAACGCCCUGAGGAUGCACGUGGCCAGGAAAAGCCUGGAAGUCAAACUGGGAGCCCGGCCUGCCGCGGUGAGGAGCUCCCAGGAGCGAGUGGCAGGGCAGGAGGCGCCCUGGUGCCCGCUCCAGCCCAAGGGGAGCACCCCGCGCUCCGAGUCGCAGAAGAUCCUCCAGAGGCAAAGGGAGCUGGAGUUCCCCCACCUCCGGGGAGCUCCUCCAAGCCGGAUGAGGCCCCUGUUGGCAGCUCAGAUACUUCUGAGGAUGCUGUGUUUUAAAUAAAGCAGCCUUUCCCCAAAGAGCUUGGCCUGGGAUGGGGUUCCUCCCUUCCCAAUAGCUGGGUUUGGAGUCAGGAUGGGAUCACACAUGGGCAGUUUGGUUGCUGCUGAGCAGGGCUUUUCCUCCUCAGGGACUUCCCAUGUUUCCUGCUGGGAAAGGUGGGAUGAGGGUCCAGGGUCAGAUCCCUGGGAGACUCUGGAAACGAGCCCCAGGUGGGUGCAAGGGGUAGGCCCACCCCACCCAGCUUCCCAUUGGGAGACCCGUGGCCACCACCCCCCUCCCAGGUGUUUUUAAGGGUGGACAUUUUCAUCUCCCAUUUUCCUGGAGGCUUUCAAGGGAAUGUGUUUUGUGCUAUUCUUUGCAGCUCCCGCUGCCGAACAGGCUGCUCCAGGUGAGAGAAUGUUUGGGGAAUUUGGAUGAUUUUUUUGGGGAGAGGGAGGGAGCAGUGACCCCUGGGUGGGUUCCCCUGCCCUCGGCAUGGGGGGAGGGACUGUGGGGGUCCCCAAAUCCCUGUCACAGCCCUGCUUGUGCUUGCCAUGCCACUCUGUCACCAGUGGCAGUGCCAGCUGCUGUCCUGGGAAGCCGAGUGGCCAGUGGGGAGCUGAGCUGGGGGUGACCAGGGGUGGACACCACCUGGAGGAUCCCCCGUGGAGCUGUGGGACUGCCCUGGAGGUGAGGAGUGGGGACACUGUGUGUCCCUGAAGGAGGUGGGCGUGAGGGGACCCUGUUAGCCCCAGGGGUUUUUUGUCACCUGUUCUGAGCUGGGUGACGCCCCCAGCCCCAAUUCCACUCCUUCCCACGGGAAGGCAUGCAGCAUGGGGACAUUCUCCACUUGGCCAGAAGGCUUGUGGCUGUGGCAGGCCCUUCUCCCUCCAUGGGGAAUGUUAUUGCUCCAGGGAAAUCAGGAGUCCCUCCCCAGAGCCUCAGGUUCCUCUCAGGGUCCUCUCAGGGCUCUGAGUGUCCCCUGCCCUGUAACCCCCAGGAUGGGAUCCAAGCAGAGGGCUGUGGUAUUGUCUGGGUCAGGAUGGGGUACAGGGGUGUCCUCCAUGAACUUGGGGUGCAGGGUGGUGUCAUGUGCCUUUCUCAUUCUCAGGGUGUUUGUCAUUCCCUGAUUUCAGGUUUAAUCCUUUGCCUGGAGCUCUUGGCUCCUCCUCCUCGGGGCUGGAUACCCUAAAAAUGGGGAAUGAGGACAUUUUGGGGGGGGAAAGCGUACGGGAUGAGUGUGGGGAUCCUCUCCUCCCCUCCCGCACCUGGGGGCAGAUCCAGGACAUUCAGGCCCACCCCUUCCCGGGGAAGGAGAUCCAGGGCAGAUCGUGCCUGGGCAGUGCCAGCUGCGCGUCCUGGUGCCGCCCCCCCGCCCGUGCCCCCCGCGCUGCGGGGAGGAGCCGCAGGAGCCUAAUGGCCCUUGAUGGAUUUUUCUUCCAGGAAUUGGCUGCGGAGUGGUUUAGGGUUUUUGUUUUGUUCUGUUUUUGGUGGGUUUUUUUUUUUUCCCUUGGCUUUUUUUAAUCUUUUUUUUUUCUUUCUGCGCUCGUGUAAACACGGCGUGGAGCUGGAAGGAGCGGGAAUGGGGGGACACGCAGCUUCGGGGGAGAGCUGGCAUCCCCAUUUCCUGACCUCCCCGGCGUGUGGGUUUGGGAUGAGCGGCUCUUCCCGGCGGGAACGCGGUGUCCUGGAGCCCUGCCCGGAAUGGAAAGGGGUGGGGGGCAACACUGGGAAUUUUCCCCUCCACCCCACGCAGCCUGCCAGAGCCAGGGGAUCCCCGGAGCAUCUUCCCAUCCCACGGAGCAUCCUCCCAGCCCCAC
Molecule: messenger RNA, 3246 nt
Organism: Prinia subflava (tawny-flanked prinia)
Lineage: Eukaryota; Metazoa; Chordata; Aves; Passeriformes; Cisticolidae
Exons: 2
Coding region: 500-1447 (315 amino acids)
Source: RefSeq, a predicted model, not a curated record